AUGUCAUUUGAAAUGCUUGCAGAAAUCAAUAAUUUGAUUUUUGUAACUAAGGAAAUGGAUCUGACACUCUCACAUUCUGAUUUGAAUGCAAAUUCUGGAGAUGUUUGUGAUGAAGUGAAGCCGAAAUGUGUGCAAAAUGAUUUUGUACAAAAUAAUUCUGACUUGUCUAUUGGAACUUGUGGCGAGAAGAGCUUAGAUCAAAAUAAAAAUAAUGAAAGUCAUGAUCUUGCGAGCAAUUAUAUUUCUGAAAAUUCCUUAGCUACAGAAAUUAAAGGCCCAGAUUUUGAUAAGAAUGAAACAAGUUCUCUCAUUCCUUGUCACACUAUUAAACAUUCAUCAAAAAAUAUUCUAAAGGAAGAUACUUCUCUAUUUUUAGAAAAUGCAGGAUCUUCCCCAUUGCAUACAAACAAUGGAAAAGAUUCAGCAAAUCUUAACCAAGAUAAUGAAAAUUACUCAGUUCACCAACAAAGUGCAAUAUUAAAAAAUACUCCUGAUUUAGAAAAUUGUGUAUCAAAUACUCAAAAUGUUGAUAAUCCUCUGAUAGAUUCUCAUUGUAGUCAUACACUAGCCAGUGAUGUUACUCUAGCUAAGGAUGAUACUUUGGUACCUGAACAAAUUUCGGAAAAAUCAUUGCAAAAUAUCCAAAGCAGAACGGAUGAUCCUCCAGUCUGCUUAGAAGUUGAAGGUAUUGUAUCUUCUGAACUGUUAAAUGAAACUUUAAACAAUAAUUCUGUAAAUGAUGCUCCUAGAUUAAAAUGUCUUUCAAAAGUUGUAUAUAAAAAUACUUGUGAUAUGUUUUUAAAUUCAGUUAUGCCUUCUACAGUUUCAUCUGAACUUACUGAAUGUAAUUCUAGUGAUAUCAAUAGCACAGAAUCGACAAAACUUGUGAAUCAUAGUAACUCUUCUAACAACAAAAGUAUUGUAACAAACUCUUUGGAAACCCAUAGUACAAAAGAUCUUUUGGUUCAAAACCAGUUUUCUAAUAAUUCAAGUUUUCUUCAAAGUUUAGAAAGUGAUUGCAGAAAUGUAAAUAAUGUUUCUGAACUUGUUAAUGGUAAACACCUAAUUUCUUCAAAGCAAAGCUUUUCUUCCUCUUCUGAAAGUUUUGAGUAUGACAACAGUAGUAAGAAUCUUGUUCAAUCCCCAACAAAUAGUAUAAGCACAGAAAAUUCUGAACAGAUGUGUGAUGAUAUGACUGGAGAUAUUGACUUAACCAGGCAUUAUGCAGCUGAGGGUACUCACCAAAUCAGUGAGCAAGAAUCUGUGGAUCCCAAGUUAUCAUCAACGUUAGAGAGGUACAUAUCUCAUAUCAAAACCCUGAAAUGUGAAAAUGAAAGUUUAAAACAAGAAAUAUCUCGUUUGAAUAGCACUCUUACUUCUCAAGAAGCAACUCAGAAGAAAGUUGCAUCACAAAUUCGAGCCCAGUUUACCAGUAAAUUAGAAAAGUUAGCAAAAGACUGCAAUAUGCUUCAAAAAGAAAAGGAAUCCAUUGUUAUUCGUUAUGCAAACAGUGAAAAAGAGGUCAUAAUGGAAAAAAAAGCUCAGCAAGAUUUGGAAAAAAAGUUAAAGGAAGCAAAUAAGGAACGUGAAUCAUUACUGUUGAAAUUAAAGAAUAUUGCUUCAGAAAAUAAUAAACUUACUGUUGCUCUGGAAAAUAAAACUGUUGAAAUUGUUAAAUUACAAAAACAAGUGGAUAAAUUGAAUGGAGAUUGCAGUUCCAGAGAUGUCAAGAUUAAGUGGCUUCAAAAUAAACUAAAGAUUGAAACAGCUUCUCAUCAGGAAACACAGUUAAAAUUUGAUCACACUCAACAAAGAUUAAAUGAGAUGCGUGAAGAAGCUGAACAAGUUCGUCGAGAUUGCCAGGAAAUGAUAAAAUGCUAUCAAGAAGCAGAAGAAAUAAAAUCCGUUAAACUGGAUUCCCAGUUAAAGAUAAAGUUGUCGGAGCUAGAAGUUCAAAAACAAGAGAAAUCAGAUCAAGAACAAAUCUAUCAGUUGUUAAGGCAAGAAUUAGAAGCUCUCAAGAAAAAGCAAAGAAUGACGAUGGAAGAUAAUAAUUCUUUGACAUUAAAGAUACAUAGUUUGGAAAAAGAGAGGUUAGAAUAUGAGCAGACAUUAAGUAAAUUGAAGGAUAGUCAAAAUUUAUUGAAACAAGAAGUUGUUGAUCUCACCGCUCGUCUUGCAGAAAUGGAAAGUUUACGUCUUCAAUUAGAAAGAGAAAGAGAAAAGUCAGCUGCUAGCUUGCGUGAAGUCGAAAGACUUCGUUUAACAAAUGCAGAGUUGCAAGCUGAUAUGGAUGCUUGUCACUCAAAAGAAGGUGAACUCCUGGAUUUUACCGAGAAACUUACUGAAAAAACCGUUCGAUUACAGAGUGAUCACUGUUUGCAAGAAGUAAAGGUUCAAGCAUUGGAAGAAGAAGUAUCUCAAGCCAGAAAAAUAAUGGCUGAAAUGCAACAGAAAAACCAGCUAUUAGUUACAGAACUUGAAAAUGCCAGAAAAGAAAGACAUGAAGAGAUGCAGUUGUUAGCUAGAAAGUUAGCUGAAAAAACCAAAAAUGUUGAAAAGUUGAAUGUCAGACUGGAUGAAACAGAAAAUGAAAAUAGAGUUUUAAAAAGAAGACACAUAGCAAGCAUAAAAGAAUUGUCAAGAGAAUUAUAUCAGUGUAAGAGACGGCUAGAAAGUUUUGAGUCUAAUAACUGCAUUCGAGCUGACUCUGCAAGUUUAGGCUCACGAACAAGUUCUACAGCUUCACUUGAUGUAGUUAGCUCUAAUGAAAAUGGGAUUAAAUUUACUGUCUCUCCAACUCCCCCUUUUACUGGAGGUAAAGCUGCUCCAGUUAACCAAAGCAAGGGACAAGCUGCUGACAUUCCAGUUGAGCUAGAUAAAGAAAUGUUAAUCGAAAGAAUUAUUAAACUUCAAAAAAUUUUAGCAAGGAAAAAUGAUAAAAUUGAUUUUCUUGAAGAUCAUAUUGAACAAUUAAUUAGAGAAAUGAGAAAAAAAUCUCGAUGUGUGGAUUUUAAACCUGUGUGAUCAAGUAUUAACAAAAUUUAUUUAUCCAAUGAUAUUUUGGUGUGUAUGAAUUUGUCAUUUUUAAAGCAGAUUUGUUAUGUUAUAUGACAUUUAGUAUUGCAUGUUGUGUGUAAAUACUGAUGUAUGCUUUCAAAGAUAAUCUCUAUAAUUUCAAAUAUGCGGAUGAUGAAUGAAGAAAAAAUAUAUGUAUAUAUAUACAUAUGCUAAGAAACAUUAACAUAAACUGAAUUUUAAAAAUUUAUAUACAUAUGCAUGCAUAUCAAAAUUGUUUCUAACUGGCAAAAAAUGAGUUAGCAUGCAUCUAAUGUUCUUAGUU
Uloborus diversus is the source of this 3343-nucleotide messenger RNA. Its product is annotated as coiled-coil domain-containing protein 186-like. NCBI's taxonomy places the organism in Eukaryota, Metazoa, Arthropoda, Arachnida, Araneae, Uloboridae. The transcript is spliced from 13 exons. Gene Ontology annotation, biological process: vesicle cytoskeletal trafficking. Gene Ontology annotation, molecular function: small GTPase binding. Gene Ontology annotation, cellular component: trans-Golgi network. Bases 1 to 3027 code for a protein of 1008 amino acids. The record is from RefSeq and is a predicted model, not a curated record.